This is a messenger RNA of Malassezia sympodialis ATCC 42132, 1998 nucleotides long. RefSeq lists its product as uncharacterized. Lineage: Eukaryota; Fungi; Basidiomycota; Malasseziomycetes; Malasseziales; Malasseziaceae. Gene Ontology annotation, cellular component: RSC-type complex. The record is from RefSeq and is a predicted model, not a curated record. Gene Ontology annotation, molecular function: protein binding; chromatin binding. Gene Ontology annotation, biological process: chromatin remodeling; transcription elongation by RNA polymerase II.
AUGAGGGCCCUGCGCCAUGGCAAGCGCGUAAAGCAAGUCUAUCGCCAGAAGACGUGCAACGAGAGAUCGGGAGCAGAUCGGGCCAAACGCGCCUCGCGUCCCCAGCGCCGCUUCUCUGUGGCCAACAUGGUCGAGCCAACGGACACGGACAAAGCCUGGCUAGGGCUGUGUGUUGGCAGCGGUGAAGUGACGCAACCAUCCCAGAUGUUUCAAGAGGCAAAUAAUACAGAUACUACCGACGAUGGAUGGCUCAUCUGCCGCGCCAAAGACACCGAGCAGAUGCACGCCAUGUUUGCCCAUAUCCUGCACUUUGUACGGGAUGUGGAACUGCGUUCUGUGAUGGCCAAGAUCGGAGAGGGAGAUGAUGGUACGCGUGUACUUAGUGAUCCCCUCGAAGAGUGCCCUGAUCGUGCCGACAAUCCAGAGUACUAUGAGCAAAUCGCUCGACCUACGUCCUUGCAGGCAAUUACCCACCGCAUUGUCCACUGUGAGUAUGCCAUGCCCGCUUUAUUUGAGCAUGACAUGCUGCAGCUAUUUUCCAAUGCAUGUCAGUGGUAUGGUCUAGGCACCGACGGGUAUGGUGAAAUGACUAUAUUGCAGAGGCUCUAUAACGAACUGACACCGUCACGCGGCCGUUUGGUGGACGCAUCGGGCACUCGUCACGGCAAGGGACGUCUCUCUGACAUUGAUGUGGUGAACUCGCAGCAUACCAAAGCCAAAGCAAGGGCCCUGCAGAGGUUUGCGUCUUCGCCGUAUGGACCAGGGCAUGAGCCACCAAGGCCGUCAAAGCAACCCAAGAUAGUCCCAAUGGAUGCUGUCGCCUUCAAGGGACGGAACUACCAUGUGGGUGACUGGGUUCACAUUAUGAAUCCCCUGGACCCAAGUCGACCCAUUGUAGGGCAGAUCUUUCGAUUGUAUAAACGCAUGGACAAGUCUGGGACCUUUUUCACAGCAUGUUGGUACUACCGGCCUGAGCAGACACAUCACACAUCGUCUCGUCUGUUUGCAGACAACGAGGUUGUGCAGACCGGCGUGUAUGGAGAGCAUGCCAUCGAAGAUCUGCUAGGCGAUGUGCUGGUCCUUUUCCACACGACAUACCAGCGUGCUCGUCCAGCAGCAGGCUACUGGGACAAGGAUACACCUGUCUAUAUGGUUGAGUUCAAGUACGACGUGGCGACACAUGAGUUUUUCCCCAUCCACAGCUGGGCAAGUUGUGUGCCUGCGUCGGUCCGCGAGAAAGUGACGUACGUAUUUCUUACUGACCCCUGUCCCAUGGAUGUCUUUGUGCAACUUGCGGAGCUACCAGCUCGACACACGUCGCUUCUGACCCAGGGAGAUGAAGUUCCGGGAGGUCGUCUCUUGGAUGACGCAAUCGAGGAGCCUGUAUCGGAGGACAUGCCGGACCUCUUCGAGGGCGCACCUCUUCUAGGUGAAGCGACACAACCGCUCAAUAUCCCGACUAGUGUAUCUUCAUCUGUGCGCCCAAUUAUGCCACCGCCUGCAGCUGCACAGACAGAGCGCCUUCGUGCGUAUGCUGCUUUCCACGCUAUCGCAUCGGACCUAGCCCGUCGGAUCAGUCCGGUCGCUUACAAUAAGUUGCAACACGCACUCGCGGAUAACCCCACGGCCUCGCCUGUCGAGCUGGGGGCACUUGCUCUACAGCUGGGGGGCAUGUCAGGAGCUCAAGUCGUGCACUUGCGCGAUGCAGCCGUGGCGGCAGGGAUGUUACCGGGUCAAGGGAACGGUGCAUUAAAGUCGUUGCCUACAUCGGCUGCCGUGUUUGUCGCCCACCACAAAGGAGCCUCGUUUAAGCAGCUGCCACUCGAAACACGCCAACUCUUCCACCAGGAUGAGCACGGGCAAGUCCUAUGGCAUGCAGCUCUGCCGCUUUCCGGCUGGCCGUGCACAACCCCUGUCUUGGAUGGCGUGACCUCUUUGCCAUUGCCGUCGUUGCCCUACUUGGAGCACAAGACAGCGGCUGGAUCUCUUGUACCAUAG